AUGAAUCCCUUACUUUUCAGAAAUGCUAACAUUGUUGGGAGCCUGAUUAUGCAGGUUUCUACACCAGUUGUGCUUCCAGCAGAAAUGGGCUCCAAAAUCAGUGACAUCCUAGAGAACUUGUCUUCUGUUGGAAUUAAAAACUUGUCUCUGCAGACAAAGAAAUUAAUGCCUUUGGAGGAUAUUUCUGGGAAAACAUUGCAAGAAGUUGCACUGGAAGCAACACCUAUAACUAUGGUGCCAAAGAGGCAGGCGUCACCAAAUUAUGGAUCAAUAUUUAGGCAGCAUGCCUUUGGUAGGAGACUGGAAGAUGAAGAAAUUCAAUAUGGUUGGAGUUAUGAAUAUGAAAGCUCAGGUUUAGAUGGUGAUGCAAUGGACUCAGGCUGGGCAUGUGUUGAUUUUGCUUCUUUAGCAAUGGAUCUGAUUGAGAUGCUGUCAAUUGAAGGAUUGAAAAUUCAGUCCAGCAUGUCUGAUGUGGAUGCACCUUCAUGCAUCAAAAUCCACCCCAUCGAGAAGAAUUUCGAGUGGAAUAAUAACUAUUUGGUUAGGUUGCUCAGUUCAGAAGGAGCUGCAGAAUUGCAACAACUCGAUGUCGGGGAUGAUGCUGAUGAUGUUGAUGAAUUGAUGAAUUUGUCUGUAACAUUAGACGAGUGGUUAAAGCUGGAUUGUGGAAUUAUUGGAGAUGAAGAUCAUAUUAACAAGCACAGGUUAAAGAUCCUGGCAGCCCAUCAUGCUAAAUGCAUAGAUUUGGUUGGGGGAAACAUGACUGGGAACCUCAACUGGGAUGAGGCAUCUGGUGAAAACCAAGGUUUGUUGGGAAAUAAUCUUACAGUAGCUCUCAGGGUGUUGCUUAGAGAUCCUCUUCGAAACUAUGAACCUGUUGGUGCCUCAAUGCUAGCACUAUUUCAGAUGGAGAGAUUUGUUCUCCCUUUCAAGUCAAAAAUACACAGCACAAUCUUAAAUAGAAAUGAGGAAAAGGAAAAUGAAGCCAGCUUAAAUGAGUCAGGUUACCAAGACAAUGAGAAAGAAUUAAAAGGAACUCGGAAGUUUAAAAUUUUGGAAGUCCAUCUUGCAGGGUUGAACACAGAGCUCCGUAGAAAUCAGAUUUGGGGUACCAAGACACAGCAACAGUCUGGUACCCGCUGGCUGUUAGCUAGUGGCAUGGCUAAGUCCAGUAAACAUCCAGUAUCGAAGUCAAAGGCCAUUGUAAUAUCUAACAGACAAGGGAGUAGAAAGGUGCAGAAUGAGGAUGUCUUGUGGAGCAUAACCUCUAAUUCCCAUGAUACAAGUAAUUGGCAAGACUCAACUGGACUGGCUUCAUACAUUCGAAACCCAGACAUUGUAAUUCCAAGUGAAUUUUCCAGCUUGGCGAUUGAAUCUUGGAAACCAAAGCCGUAACUCAGAAAGAAAAGAGGAAAGGACAAUAAUUAACCAGUAAUGGUAAUGCAAAGACAAAGAACAUCAACAUCAGCCUACCGUCGAGGAAAGGAAAGUGAAGAAACAAAAAUGAAGAUGAGUCAGGUCUUCAAUAAAGGAAUGGCCAAGUUAGCAAGCAAGCUCCACUUUCACUUUUCUGUCCAUAAGGCACGCUAUAGCAGACUACACUAAAUAAGUAAAACUUCGAGUUUAAUGAUCA
Mangifera indica (mango) is the source of this 1633-nucleotide messenger RNA. RefSeq names its product protein PLASTID MOVEMENT IMPAIRED 1-RELATED 1-like. NCBI's taxonomy places the organism in Eukaryota, Viridiplantae, Streptophyta, Magnoliopsida, Sapindales, Anacardiaceae. The transcript is spliced from 3 exons. The coding region runs from base 1 to 1395 and encodes 464 amino acids. The record is from RefSeq and is a predicted model, not a curated record.